ACAGUGCUUAGCGGGAAAAUCCAAUUACCUUACUUAAAAGCGCGGGAAGCCGCUCUCAAACGGCACAUAGCUGAGAAAGAGAGACUGAGAGUGGAAGAGGGAGAGAGAUAGAGGAUCAUUUGCAAUCAGAUAUGGUGGGAUUAGCGUACGACUGCUUGGCGAACCCUCUCGGGGCCGUUCGAUCGACGUUCGAGAAAGCCAUCGCGUCGGGAUCGGACCCCGCCUCCUUCGACGGCCGGGACUGGGGCGCUGUUGAUCUCUUCCGUCACUUUCUCUUCGAGGACGAUGGUCUCACUCAGGUGCCAAUUCUGAAUUCUGCAACUAUAAGAUGGGUCCAGCCCAACACUCUGGUUCGGUUUCGGGGAAUGAUACAGGACAUGUUGGGAAAUGAGUUCUAUGUUGGUGCUUAUAAGGAUGGCUCGGUUUGGAGAACCAACAAGUUUACAGAUGUUCCUCAAUUCCCUAUGGAUACUUCACCGGACAUGCGAUUAUGGGAGCGCCGUAUGCUCUACUGCAUCCCGGUGCCAGGACAAAAUUCAUGGACUGAAUCUCCUUCUGAAGCAGUGAUGUAUAGAAGUAUGAAUUCGGCAACCCAACAAAGAGAGAAGCGCCAGAGAUUGGAUGUUGAAGCUACUGAUAACAUGGAUUGCAAUGUCUCAGAUGAAGGAGUUGAAUGCUCUUCUGCAAAAAAGCUGAAAGAGGAUGGACAUCUUCAGUCUCAGGAGUCAAUUACUGAGGGCACCAGCUCUAGUAUGAUUAUGGGGCCUGAUGUCAACAGGGAUUCGCUUCCUUGUCUUAUUAAGAUAUAUGAUUGUCCAGAGUCUGACUUAAAGCUAAAUGAGGUUUUUGAGUUUGUUGGAGUCUUCACUUUCGAUCCAGAGUUCAAAGUGGACAAGGAUGAAUGUGAUGAUUUCACAAAUGGUUUCAGUGAAGAUGUGUUAGUUCAUUUUCCCCCUAAUAAGGUACCACGUCUCCACUGUUUUAUUCACAGGAAACUUGCAGUUCAUGACUUCCUACCUCGUUCCCCUACAGUGGAGCCAAAGCCCCACUUGGUUAAAGAGUUCAGGGAAGCUCUCUUGAGACAUCUUACAGCUAUUCUUGGUAAUGAUGGUGUAGCUGCUCAUUUCAUGCUGUUACAUCUCUUGUCCACGGUAUAUUCUAGAGUUGAAACUGUUGCUGUCGGGAAGCUUUCACUGAAUCUCACUUGUUUUAGCAAAGAAAGUGUACCUGUGUUUGGCACUCCACUUCGCCUUGCUAUGAAGAAUCUUUUACCAUUCACACAAUGUAUAUCCCUAACAGUUGAUUAUCUCAACACUGCUUCUCUCGCACCAAGAAAGGAUUAUGAGACGAACAGGCUGAUAACUGGAGCUCUACAGCUAGCUGAGGGUUCACACUUGAUCUUUGAUGAGACCCAUUUGGAAGCUGGAACUCUCAACUCUGUCGGGGUUGAAAAUGCAAGAGUGCUUAAAACUUUAAUGGAGUUGCAAAAGGUGGAAUAUGAUUUUAAGUUCUAUAAACUGGACAUGGCAGCUGACGUCAAAAUGCUUAUUUUAUCUGAAGGCAAAUCAAACAUUUUGCCUGCUGAUAUAGUGUUACCUUUCCACCCUUCUUCAGUUGGUUCCUCUGAAGUUGCUGCAGAAGCACUAGAGGCUUGGAGAUGGUACUUGGCUACUCUUAGAUCAUUGCCACAUUCUAUUGAGCCGGAAAUGCAGAAGGUGAUAGAAAAUGACUUGGUUGCAGCAAGGCAAGAAGAUAGGAAACUUGGCACCCAAGAUUUUAGCAGAUUGCUCACAAUGGGCCGUCUGAUGUCUAUGAGUUUUGGUGAAACCAGCCUAUCAUUAGAACAUUGGCAGAUGGUUAAGGAACUGGAGAGGUUACGAAAAGAGAGGCUCAAGUGAAAGUAAAAAAUUACUACUGGGAAUUGUUCUAAUUAUUAACUGGUGUAAAUUAUAGCCUAUGGCUCUAGCAGGCCCCAGGUCAGGAACCUUUUGUAAGAAAACCGGAACCUUUUGUAAGAAAAUAUUGUGUCAUUUAAUUAUAGUGUGCUGCCAAUUCGCAUU
This is a messenger RNA of Prunus mume (Japanese apricot), 2060 nucleotides long. RefSeq names its product E2F target protein 1 (ETG1) (gene ETG1). The record is from RefSeq and is a predicted model, not a curated record. Lineage: Eukaryota; Viridiplantae; Streptophyta; Magnoliopsida; Rosales; Rosaceae. Gene Ontology annotation, molecular function: chromatin binding. Gene Ontology annotation, biological process: DNA-templated DNA replication.